Messenger RNA from Nerophis lumbriciformis (worm pipefish), 1260 nucleotides. The record is from RefSeq and is a predicted model, not a curated record. NCBI's taxonomy places the organism in Eukaryota, Metazoa, Chordata, Actinopteri, Syngnathiformes, Syngnathidae.
AUGAACCACGUGACCACCCGCGGCAAGAUCAGAGCGUGUCGCAACGCUUUCUCCACGGCUCUGCAUCUAUUUAUACAGUGUCCCACAGAUGUCACCGUAGAAGAUCAUCACCACGAGAAGCACGAUCCCCUCCACUUUAAGCAGGAAGAGGAUUCCGAGAUGCCGUACAUCAAACAGGAGGCAGAGUCAGAGAACCCCGACAUGAAAGAAGAAGACCAGGAAGUUGGAAUCCCCAAAUUUCCAAUGGGUGUCGGUGUGAAGAGCGAAGAAGACGAAGGACCAAGCGAAGAGAGCCGAGCAGCGAACCCUUUGAGCGACAGCUCAUUUCAGCACGUGACAACAAAAGGAGAUCAACCGGACAGCCUCUCAGCUCCGCUUUCGGACAGCGACGACAUAACGUCACAUUCUUCUGACUUUAAUAAUGAUGAAGAGGAGGAUGACUUUGACCAAAAUGCUUCAAAAUCUUCAAACAAGUCAUCAUUGAAAAGAGACAAACAGCAAUGUGCGGUUGGGAAACCAUUCACCUGCACACUUUGUGGUAAAAGAUUUCCUCGGAAUUCUUCUUUAAAUAGACAUAAGCUCAUACACACUGGAGAGAAGCCUUUUGCCUGCACACUUUGCGAUAAGAGAUUCAUCGAUAAGGAACGUUUAAACAAACACACAAGAACACACACUGGAGAGAAGCCUUUUGUCUGCUCACUUUGUGGUAAAAGAUUCACUGAGAAGACGAAUUUAGAAAGGCAUAAGCGUACACACACCGGAGAAAAGCCUUUUGUCUGCUCACUUUGUGGUAAAAGAUUCUCCGAUAAGAAAGGUUUAAAUAGACACACAAAAAGACACAUUGAAGAGAAGCCUUUCGCCUGCACACUUUGUGGUAAAAGAUUUUCUUGGAAUUCUUCUUUAAAUAGACAUAAGCUCAUACACACUGGAGAGAAGCCUUUUGCCUGCACACUUUGCGAUAAGAGAUUCAUCGAUAAGGAACGUUUAAACAAACACACAAGAACACACACUGGAGAGAAGCCUUUUGUCUGCUCACUUUGUGGUAAAAGAUUCACUAAGAAGACUAAUUUAGAAAGGCAUAAGCGUACACACACUGAAGAAAAGCCUUUUGUCUGCUCACUUUGUGGUAAAAGAUUCACUGAGAAGACUCAUUUAGAAAGGCAUAAGCGUACACACACUGGAGAAAAGCCUUUUGCCUGCACUCUUUGCGGCCCCCUACGUGAAGACUCAGCGUCUGGGGAAGGUUACCCGUCAAUAUAA